AUGCUGCAGCAGUACGUGCAGCAAGCAGCAGCAAUUAGAGAUUCUCUCAGGGCAGUGCUGCUGCGGUGGAAGGAGAAGGCUCAGCAGCAGCAGCACCACCACGAGCAGCAGCAGCAGCAGCAGCAGCAGCAGCAGCAGCAGCAACAACAACAACAACAGCAGCACCUAUUCAGCAGCAACCCCAGAGUGAAUGCAAAGUACCUUUUGGGGCUGCAGCAGCUUGUAGGCGCUGCGGUGUAUGCGCAGCAGGAAAUGCAUGCGUUUGUGGGGUUUGCUCAGAACAACGCAUUGAAGCAGGGCAACUCAGCAGCUGCAGCAGCAGCGGCAGCUGCUGCUGCUGCUGAUGUUGCUGCUGGCUGCAGAAGCAGACUCUCCAGGGUCUUGCUGAUAAAAGAAGUUGCUCAAGAGCAGCUAAUUCCGCUUGAGGUGUAUCUUCUCUUCGCUCCUCCUGCAUGCAGCUUCAAUGAUAGCAACACUAUAAAAGCAAGAAAUAAAAAACCUAGCCCCACUGAAUUAUUUGCUGCUGCUGUGCGAGCAGCAGUAGCAGCAGCAGCAGCAGACGCAGCUGCAGCAGAAGCUGCAGCAGCAAAUGCACAAUCAGCAAGUGCUGCUGCAGCAAACAAUGCAGCUACAGAUGCAGCAGCAGCAGCAGCAGCUGCUGCAACAGAUGCACCAGGAACAGAUGCAGAAGCAGCAGCAGCUGCUGCUGAAAGUGCAGCUGUAGAUGCCGCUGCCGCUGCAGCAGCAGCAGCAACAACAGAUGCAGCAGCAGCAGAUGCUGCAGCAGCUGAAGGGAAAGGAUAUAAAAGAGAGCAUCACGAGAAGUAA
This is a messenger RNA of Eimeria acervulina, 828 nucleotides long. RefSeq lists its product as hypothetical. Bases 1 to 828 code for a protein of 275 amino acids. The transcript has a single exon. NCBI's taxonomy places the organism in Eukaryota, Apicomplexa, Conoidasida, Eucoccidiorida, Eimeriidae. The record is from RefSeq and is a predicted model, not a curated record.